CUUCCAUUGAACUGGGUAGUCAACAGUUUCCAUGGAGACGCCGUCCCCCGAGGGUCCUGCAUUCUGGAAACUCCUGGGCCUCUAUGCCAAAUAUCUGCAAAAACACGAUUCUGAGCGGCUGUUGCAGAUUGUUCUCCCUACCCUCGACGACCGGAAUUUCUUCGAAACUUGCAACGAUUUGCAAGCAUUUCAUGAAAUCGCCGACGUCCUCAUCUCGACGAAGGUUGAGCUUCCAGAGGCCAUUCGUCAGGCGAUGGCAGAGGGACUGAUUGAGCGAUCGCUGGAUCCGUCUCUAUCUCCUCAUACAAACGAAAGAUAUGUUCGCCUGGUAACUGCUUGUUUCCGCACGGCGAAAGCGUACCUUCACAACAAAUUGGAGGCGAUGGUAGAAUUGGUGGACAAGACGAUGUGUUCCAGUCAUAGAGAUCGGACCUUCACCCUUCAGGAUGGGAUUUUCUUGGAGGAAAUGCUUCUGGCGAUUCAUUCUCAGCCGCACAUGGACAAGGUUUGAUCUUUGCAAAAAAUCCACACGGACUAUGGUGAGUGAGUGCGACUGACAUGUCUGACGUCACACGUCUGAUCUGCAGUUUGUUUGCGAAAAGCCGUCUGGGGCAUCAGACAAAGUAAGGUUGGAAGGCAUUCUGGAGUCGUUGCUCCAGUCGCCAUCUCACCGCCUCCGUCAGCAAGCACUCAACUUGAUAGGCGCUUGCUGCUUCUCUUCAUUCAACGCCUUCCUCCAGCUGCAGCCAAUUCUUGACACAGCCUUGGAGCUGGAAGACUUCGAGAUAAGACUUCACGCUCUGAAAGUCAAGCUUGACAUUAUCUUCCUUUACCAUGACAAGAUGCCAGUUUUGGAGGUCCAGCGGGCGUGCUUGUCCCACCUGUUCUCACCAUCCAUGAAGACGCAAAUGGUGGCUGCUGUUGGCAUUGGAAGACUGUUGCUUCAUGACUGCUUUGAAGAUGUAGAGCCUUUGCUCUCGGAAAUGUUGGAGAGAUAUGUCUACAAGCCACCAGAAAGGAUCAGGUAAGUACACGCCUUCGAUUGAUGCAGCAUGGGUCUUGCAUCAUGGCUUAUAGUUGCAAUAACUUUCUGCAGUGAGGAUCAAAACGCCAAGGUCACGCGAGUCCUUCGUAUGUUCUUCCAAGAAUACUCAGCAGAGAAAACCAAGCACCAAGACGAAAUCUGCAACACUGUUGUGUACAAGACCCUUGAGGAGAUGAGGAAGGGAUGUUUGGUGAUUUUACCCAACGGCAAGGUGGGUCAUGGCGUGAAGAAUGGCGGUGCUACACGAUACCGAGAGUUCUGUCUGGCUCUGAAGUUUGCCCUAACUCUCUGUGGGGAUAUGACAUCAGCUAUAGCUGAGAGUCUCAGCGUCAACAUGCCAGACUAUCAUGGGAAGCCAAUGUCGAAGCAAGCCUUCAGCUCAUGGCUCACUGCACUCUGAAGGAUGGAUAGCCCUUCCUGUCAUCUGAUAUAGCUUCAGCAGUUCGUUGUAAACACAUUGCCAUGCUGGGGUUGGUAACAUGCUAAUUCAAGUCCAAUCA
Closterium sp. NIES-67 is the source of this 1545-nucleotide messenger RNA. The record is from the annotation of a GenBank genome assembly. Lineage: Eukaryota; Viridiplantae; Streptophyta; Zygnematophyceae; Desmidiales; Closteriaceae.